Molecule: messenger RNA, 3169 nt
Organism: Ziziphus jujuba (common jujube)
Lineage: Eukaryota; Viridiplantae; Streptophyta; Magnoliopsida; Rosales; Rhamnaceae
Product: protein tesmin/TSO1-like CXC 3
Exons: 9
Coding region: 218-2659 (813 amino acids)
Molecular function (GO): DNA-binding transcription factor activity
Source: RefSeq, a predicted model, not a curated record
UGGAGCGGAGUACGGCACGUUCCCGCUCGGGUUAAGAGUUCAAAAGCGAUACGACGAGUGGAAAUGCCACGGCGACGAGAAAAUCAAAGAGAACUUUUUUUAAUUUUUAUUUUAAUUUUAAUUUUAAUUUUUUUUUUGGGUUAGAGAUUAUUUCUACCAACAUUUUGAAAUGGGAUGUGGAUAGAAAAUAAAAUAAUCCAAGGAAUUUAGUUUUCUUAUGGAUCAUUCUCCUGAACCCAAUCGGAUUCCUACCACAUUAUCAUCGCCUAGUUUCUCGUCUCCGGCUGUGCAAGAAUCUCCAUUCUUCAAUUAUGCAAGCAAUCUUUCCCCUAUAAAGUCAGCUAAGGCAACACGAUAUGCACAGAGGUUUUUAGAGAUUAAUUUGUCAACCCCACCACCUGUGUUUACAUCUCCACGUAUUGAUAUGCAACGAGAGGACAGUUUUCCCGGCAGGGAUGAGAUGGUUGAAGCAGGUAAUAUUUAUAAACAAGGUGGCACCCUAUCAAAUGUAGUGCAUAUUCCUAGCUUUGAAAAGGAAUUUCGGUCAUGCACUCGUUUAGGCGGUAUUGAUGGAUACAUUACUGAACCUGUAGGUGUGGAGGACUCUAAGAAUUCUGCUGAUUUAGGAUUGCGACCAGAUAAUGAAGUGCCUCAGUUGUUAACUAGUGGAUUUACUUCCCCAAAUGAAACCAUUACGGAAGUUGAGGCUCUUGAUCGCACUGCAGAGGUUCGAGCUCUUAUGUUGUCCGAUCAGGCUGCAGAGAAUCAACCUUCAAGUUCACUUAAACUGGUUGAAUCUACAGUUGAUCAGAGAGACAACGGGAAGGUCAAAGAAGACAUCUCGGACUUUACAUUUGAUAAGGAUGAGUCUGAUAUAAAUGUAGAUCUUGUCUCUGGAGAACAAAAUUGUGGAGGGCAUGGAGCUCAGGAGGCUAGUCAGCAUCAUCAUGGUAUCUGCAGACAUCUCCAAUUUGAAGCUGCAAUGGCCUAUAAUGGAACUACUUCGACUAACAGCAACAGUCUUUGUGGUUUGACUGAUGAUACUAAAAAUGUGAGGUCACCUGAUAGCCUAUCAAACUUGAAGAAUUUGGUUCCGUUUCAAUAUGAAAUGGAAGCCUCCAACGGUCAGCAGUCAGUCAACCAUGUCCAGUCCAUGCCUCCACAGUUUCCUUCCUGCCCCUUUGAAAUGCUUAAUUCUUCUCAAAACUGUGGAAACGCUAUCAUGUCAAGUACCAUACCUUAUGGUACUGGCUUUCAUAUGAAUAACAUUCGCCUAUCUGAUAUGUUUGCAAGCGAGAAGCUACAUGGGCAUCCAAAUUCUCAAGAGAGGCUAAUGCCUGACAUGGCAAAUGCUUUAGGGAAGGACUUACAUAGUUCAUUUUCAAAUGGGGUUGGGGAUGUCCAUUCACACAUGAACAAUGACCAGCCUGGAAGUCAAUCUGUCAUGGAAGACAACAAUGUCCCUUCCCAUACCAGUGACCAUGUGAAUCCUCUUGGUAAUCCUAUGCAUUUGGCACUUAUUGAACAGCAUGCAGCGCCAUGUGAUGGAAGCAUAUAUGCUUCACAGGACACAGAAAUGGUUGAGGAGUCAAAGCAACUAAGCCCAAAACGGAGAAGAAAGAGAUCUGCAUACAUGACUGAGGGCUGCAAACGUUGCAAUUGUAAGAGAUCCAAAUGCUUGAAACUUUACUGUGAGUGCUUUGCAGCUGGAGUAUAUUGUGUGGAUUCCUGUGCAUGUGAGAAUUGCUAUAAUAAGCCUGAAUUUGAGGACACAGUUAUGGAUACACGACAGCAAAUUGAAUCUCGCAAUCCACUUGCUUUUGCUCCAAGGGUUGUCAAGCAUGCCACUGACUCUCCAGCCAAUGUUACGGAGGAAGGUAACUGGACACCCUCCUCAGCCAGGCAUAAAAGAGGUUGCAACUGCAAGAAGUCAAAGUGUCUAAAAAAAUAUUGCGAAUGCUACCAGGCUCAAGUUGGUUGUUCUGAUGGAUGCCGAUGUGAAUGUUGCCAAAAUUCUUUUGGCAAAAAGUCAGAAACAAUUUACAAGAGAGCAGAAAAAUGGGACACCUUCUCAAAUGAGAAUAUCGAUGCAUUGAAGAGUGGAGUAGAUUACAUCAAAGCUGAGACGAGGAAUGCCAAUCAGGUUGCACAAACAUGGGAACCACUUGCUGACAUUACCAAUAUCACCCCAUUGUCACAUACUUCCUCUGGUGUAUGGGAGUCGUCCUCUUCCAACUUUAGGGACUACUCGAAAGUUUCAGGAGUCCAAUUGCGCCCUGGAAUUCGGUUUCAGUCAUCAGCGCCUAGCUCCAUUAAUUGGAAUUGUUCACCCGACAGACUUAUGGCACAGUUCUCUGAUACCCAGGCCUCCCAUUGUCUCAGUUCUAACGCUGCAUUCUAUGGCUUAAUUGAUAAUGAUACACCUCAGAUACUCAAGGAAAAUUCUACCCCAUGUAAGGCAGUCAAAGUUAGGUCACCUCACCAGAAACAUGAAUCAUCGCCACAAUUCCAAUCACAUGGACUAAGCUCAGGCUCUCCACCAAGCUUGAGAGGUGGUCGCAAAUUUAUUUUGCAGUCCAUGCCUACUUUCCCACCACUUACACCAUACAGUAAAUCUAAAGAUAAGUAUCGAACAGACUUUGAAGCGACCAGUGAUUGACAUGCAUGGAUUUUGGUAAUAAAACAUAGUUACUUGACCGAGAGUUGUCACUUGCAAACCAUACUGUCUGUAAGCUGUCUUGUGCUUUCUGUGUCUAACUAUACGAGUUUGGUUGAAGACAGCAUUUACAGCCUGGAAGUUCAGUUAGCGGCAUUAUGAAUGACUGAGCUUGCUGUUUGCAGGCCAUCGGUGGUGAGAGGACAAAUGUAAUUAUCGUUUAUGAUAGGUUUUCUGCUUGAAAGGUUUUGACAGGUAUUUGCUUAUCCAUUAUAGUUUGAUGGUUCCCUUGAUAUUGUAUCAUUCUAUCCCCUAGCAUUUCCUUAGCGGUUAUUAGCAUUCUUGAAUCUCCUUCACCUUCCUCAAUAUCACUGUGAGAAGGCAGCAACUGUGUUGUGUUGCAGAUGAAUAAAAUCAUCUGCAAAUUUUUGACCAGCGGUUUUAUUAGGUUUAUACCAUGUUAGGUGGUUUCUUUUUUUCUUUUCUGAAAAGAUGUUAGGUGGUCCGUUUUUG